AUGGACAAGAGACACCCGAGUUCGUUCCAGCAGCUGGAGAAGCUGGGCGAAGGUACCUAUGCGACAGUUUUCAAAGGUCGCAACCGCCAGACGGGCGAGUUUGUCGCACUGAAAGAGAUCCAUCUCGACUCCGAAGAAGGCACUCCGUCGACCGCCAUCCGCGAGAUCUCGCUCAUGAAGGAGCUCAAGCAUGAGAACAUCGUGUCGCUGCACGACGUGAUCCACACCGAGAACAAGCUCAUGCUCGUCUUUGAGUACAUGGACAAGGACCUGAAGAAGUACAUGGAUUCGCGCGGUGACAGAGGCCAGCUGGAUCCCGUGACGAUCAAGUCGUUCAUGUACCAGCUCCUGCGCGGCAUCGCCUUCUGCCACGAUAACCGCGUCCUGCACCGUGAUCUCAAGCCUCAGAACUUGCUCAUCAACAACAAGGGCCAGUUGAAGCUCGCCGAUUUCGGUCUUGCCCGCGCCUUCGGAAUCCCCGUCAACACCUUCUCUAAUGAGGUCGUCACCCUGUGGUACCGUGCGCCCGAUGUUCUACUCGGCAGCCGCACCUACAACACCAGCAUCGAUAUCUGGUCCGCAGGCUGCAUCAUGGCAGAGAUGUACACUGGCCGCCCGCUCUUCCCCGGCACCACCAACGAGGAUCAGCUGCAGCGCAUCUUCCGUCUGAUGGGCACCCCUUCGGAGCGCUCGUGGCCUGGCAUUAGCCAAUUUCCAGAGUACAAGCCCAACUUCCACGUCUAUGCGACUCAGGAUCUGCGUCUCAUCCUCCCCCAGAUUGAUUCGCUUGGCCUCAGCCUUCUGAGCAGCAUGCUGCAAUUACGCCCGGAGAUGCGCAUCAGCGCAGCACAGGCUCUGCAGCAUCCAUGGUUCAACGACAUUGCCCAGGCACGUCAGCAGCAGCAGCUGAAUGCCCAGCAGAUUGCAGCACAGCAGCAGGCUCAGCAGGCACAGAUGGGUGGUGGUUAUUCGAUGGCGCAAGGUGCUUACUAG
This is a messenger RNA of Diplodia corticola, 993 nucleotides long. RefSeq names its product cyclin-dependent protein kinase. The transcript has 2 exons. The record is from RefSeq and is a predicted model, not a curated record. Gene Ontology annotation, biological process: protein phosphorylation. Bases 1 to 993 code for a protein of 330 amino acids. Lineage: Eukaryota; Fungi; Ascomycota; Dothideomycetes; Botryosphaeriales; Botryosphaeriaceae. Gene Ontology annotation, molecular function: cyclin-dependent protein serine/threonine kinase activity; ATP binding. Gene Ontology annotation, cellular component: nucleus; cytoplasm.